AUCGGGCACUGCUCGGGCUCGGUGAUCCUGGAGGGUUUUUCCAGCCUCAGCCAUCCUGAGAUUCUGUUUGACAGAAAUAAAGUGUGCUGAGCAUCUCCGACAUUAGCAAAAAUUACUCAUUCUGCUUUGGUGAACAAUGAAGGUUCUGCUGCUGAAGGAUCCCAAAGACAAAGAUUCAGGACCAGAUCCAUAUAUUAAAGAAUUAGGAUCAUACAGCUUGGAAGCAACGUUGAUCCCAGUUUUGUCAUUUGAAUUCACCUCUCUUGACAGCUUAUUUGAGAAGCUUUCCCAUCCAGAGUGCUAUGGAGGCCUAGUUUUUACAAGCCCAAGAGCAUUAGAAGCCAUCAAGAGAAGAGUAAAAAAGAAGGUAACCUGGUCAAAAUCUCUUAAACAAAUGUGGAAUAUCAAACCAACAUAUGUGGUAGGAAAAGCUACAGCUUCUUUAGUGGAAGAAAUUGGUCUUAAUCCACAAGGAGAAAAGGCUGGAAAUGCUGAGAAAUUAGCUGAAUAUAUUUGUUCAAGAGAGAAACCCAAUUCCUCAGCUCUCCUAUUUCCUUGUGGAGCCCUGAAAAGAGAAGUACUUCCUACAGUGCUUAGAGAAAAAGGCAUACCCCUGGAAAGCCUCACUGUUUAUCAAACAACCCAGCACCCUGAUCUGCAGGAAUCUUUGAGCAGUUACUUCUCCCAACAGGGGAUCCCUGCGAGCGUCGCCUUCUUCAGCCCAUCCGGCGUCAAAUUCUGCCUCCAGCACAUCCAGAAGCUUUCAGGGGAUUUGAUCAACCAAGUCAAGUUCGCUGCCAUCGGGCCCAGCACAGCAGAGGCCCUGCAGGGCGCCGGCAUCGCCGUGAGCUGCACUGCACGGAGCCCCACGCCGCAGGACCUGGCUGCUGCCAUCCACACAGCCCUGCACCCACGCAACUGCUCUGUGCCCCACUGAGAGCCCAGCACGGCCGACGCGGGGCUCCAGGAUUUUUGCAGACCUGUUGUCCUGCAAGAAGGUGGUUUUUUUUGGGAUUAUGAAGGACUGUCCUGGUCGGGAAUGGGUGUGAGAAGGUUGCAUCGAAAUAUCUUAAGAAAUCUGGAAUCUGUGCAGCAUCCUUAAAGCAUCCAGCUAUUCCCUUUCCUCCUGUGUGCACUGUGAAUAUUUUAUCCUUGAAAAGCAGCUGUGAACACUGAGACACUGAAAUCAGCCCCUCACCUCAGGUAUCCCCCAGCACACAGCUCAGGUUGGAGCUGCUCUGUAUGAUCAGUUUUACUUGCACAUCUUUUGUAGGAAAAGCCCCCGUAUUCCAAUGAAGUAUUUUCUGUUGUGAACUUGUUUGUUGUUCUGCUUUUUAAAUAUUUGUAUACAAAUGAUAAUUGCAGAUUCUGAGUGGAACAGGAGAAUUCUUGCAGUGAAGUUGCUCUGUGUGGGGUUAAUUAAGGUCAUCUGUUGCCCCUUGUUACCCUGAGAGAGUCUUAAAAAUGAGGUUUUGGUUUCUGUUCCUGUAAAGGAGGAUUUAUUAACAGAAAUAAACUGGCUUACCAGAGUUAA
Sturnus vulgaris (Common starling) is the source of this 1534-nucleotide messenger RNA. Lineage: Eukaryota; Metazoa; Chordata; Aves; Passeriformes; Sturnidae. The record is from RefSeq and is a predicted model, not a curated record.